Molecule: messenger RNA, 1725 nt
Organism: Hansenula ciferrii
Lineage: Eukaryota; Fungi; Ascomycota; Saccharomycetes; Phaffomycetales; Wickerhamomycetaceae
Exons: 1
Coding region: 1-1725 (574 amino acids)
Biological process (GO): transmembrane transport
Cellular component (GO): membrane
Molecular function (GO): transmembrane transporter activity
Source: RefSeq, a predicted model, not a curated record
AUGACAAACUUUUUAGGAAGAUGGUUCAACCCAACCAUUAUCAAAAAAGAAGAAAGGUUUCCAUCAUUUAGUGGUAAUAGCUCAGCUAUAAGUUCUUCAGAAAGAGAGAAGCAAAAUAAGGGAAAUACUAUUGUUAACUAUCAAGAACGCUUUAACGAUGAAGAAUCAUUUAUUUCAAAUGAUAAAGAGUUGGAACAUGUUUUCAAAGAUCCAAAAAUUGCUGAUUAUUACAGAAAGCUUUAUGAAAGUACAAACUAUGAAUGUAGAGACUGGUUUGAUCCUGAUUAUACAUGGACACCAAAGGAAGAACGUAAAUUAGUAUGGAAGUUAGAUUGGUAUGUCACAUUUUGGGCUUAUUUUAUGUUUACUGCUUUAGAUUUUGAUAGAUCAAAUAUUGCUCAAGCUUUAUCAGAUAAUAUGUUGGAUGAUUUAGGAUUGAAUACAGGUCAUUAUAAUAUUGCUAACACUAUCAACUUGGUUUGUUUUUUGUUUUCUGAAUUACCUUCUCAGUUGAUUUCUAAAAAAUUGGGUGCUGAUGUCUGGAUCCCAACACAAUUAAUUUUGUGGAGUACAGUUUCAAUUGCACAAGCCGGUAUGAAAGGAAAAUCUGGUUUCUAUGCUACGAGAGCUUUGAUUGGGCUCUUCCAAGGUGGAUUUAUCUGUGAUACCUGUUUAUGGAUGUCUUAUUUUUAUACUUCAAAAGAAUUACCUUUUAGAUUAUCAUUAUUUUAUAUUGCAAAUCCUUUAACUUCUGUUUUUUCAUCAUUACUGGCUUUUGCGCUGCUUAGAAUUAAAACUUCAUUGAUGCCUCAUGGUUGGCAGUGGCUUUUCAUUGUUGAAGGUGUUUUCACUUUUUUAGUUGGUAUUGUAUCGUUCUUCAAAAUGCCUCCUUCAGCUGUUCAGACUAAAACAUGGUUUAGAAAGAAAGGUUGGUUUACAGAUCAUGAGGAAAAAAUCGUUGUUAACAGAGUCUUAAGAGAUGAUCCUAGUAAAGGGGAUAUGAAUAAUAGAGAACCAGUAGGAUUUAAAGAAUUGAUUUCCACAUUACUUGAUUAUGACCUGCUGCCGAUUUACUUUGUUAGAAUUUUAGGUGAUAUUGGUACAUCUCCAGUCUCAAACUAUAUGACUUUAACAUUGAAAAAACUUGGGUUUUCAACUUUAAACACAAAUUUACUUACAAUUCCAUAUAACAUUUUAACUAUAUUCACCAUGUUGAUAAUUGGUUAUCUUUCAGAAAUUGUCAAAUCAAGGGCUUUGAUGAUUGGAAGUGUUUCAGUUUGGAUUAUUAUAUUGCUGUUCCCAUUGAGAUUUUGGUCCGGCUCAGGUACUCAAGUAUGGCCUACAUAUGCUAUUUUAACUUUAUUAUUGGGUCAUGCUCCAAUCUGGCCACUCUCUAUCAGUUGGUGCUCUGCUAAUUCAAAUUCUGUGCGUACUAGAGCUGUUAGUGCUGCUGUUGUUAAUAUAUUCUCACAGGCUGCUAGUAUAAUCUCUUCUAACAUUUAUCGACCAGAUGAUAAACCGUUUUAUAAAAGAGGUAACACUGAUUUAAUUGGAGUUGCUUUUGGUGCCCUUGCUAUGUGUGUUUUAGCUAGACAAUAUUAUAUUUUUAGAAAUAAGCAAAAGGCUAAAAUAUGGAAUUCUUUCACUGAUGAACAAAAAGAAACUUAUAUUCAGGAAACUACUGAUCAAGGUAACAAACGAUUAGAUUUCAGAUUUGUAUAUUGA